AUGCCGAUGGCCGGUGGUUCCAACUUGUAUGAUAUUUUCGAUCAGCCAUCUCAUGGUCGUCUGACGAAUGAUCAGCAUGCUGCCGGGGGCGAUGGCGAAAUGAAUCUAGGUAGUGGAAUUUCGCUCAGCGCUGCUUCAGCUUUCGACACAAUGCUUGAGAUGCUUCCCGAUAAUACAGAUUUCUCGUUCUUCGGCAACACGAAUGGGUGCGAUACGCCUAAAAAUGAGUCUCGUUCAAACUCUCGCAAGGGUUCCAUGUUCCGCGAUACCGUGAACGGUUCAGGACAGAUGCCUUCGCAAAUGCAGAAUGAGUUUGACAGCGUUUUGGAUCGAAUAAGCACAAAGGAUAUUAUUGUUGAAGGUGGUGCAAACCAGAUGACGCAAGCUAUUGAAAUAGCAAACCAGCAGAACGGUGAAAUUACGCAGCUGUGGGAUUUCAACGUGGACGACUUUAUGAUGACACCGGAGGGCUCUGGAUCGGCUACCAUAAGUGCCCCAAAUAGCUUUAUCUCUGAGGGUCAACUACACUCUACUGGCGCUCCGGGAGUGCCGUUGAUGUCAGUUUCGAGCAACUACCAGAAUGGCCCCUUAGAUCCUAUGAGUGUGGGAAAUAACUUCAGUCAAUUCUUAUCUACAGGCAUCCCAUUCCCAAACCAAGGAGCUGCAACACUGUUUAAUCGUUCAGCAUCAUCGUCUCCAAAAUAUAAUGGUUCCCAAAUAACUCUGAAGAAAGAAGAAUCAACAAACUUUCACAGACCUCCGUUGGGCGGCAGAAGAUCUUCGAUGCAGUUGAGCAAAUCGGUUCACACGGAGGACGGUGGCAUUUAUAUCAGUACAGCGAAUGGUGCGAGCUCAGUGAGGAAGAACUCUCUAGGAAGGCAGAUCUCUUCCACGUCACUUUCAUCUUACAAGCGUGGAAGUUCAUCGGCAGUACCAGAAAUCCAGAGGAAGCCAUCACUCUCGUGCUUCAACUGUAAGACUCAGAAAACACCCCUUUGGAGACGCGACUCACAAGGAAACACUCUAUGUAACGCCUGUGGUUUGUUUCAAAAGCUACAUGGAACCAUGAGACCGCUUUCGCUCAAAACGGACGUCAUCAAGAAGAGGAAUAAUAGAAAGAGGGCCAAAAAACAACAAGAACAGGCAGAGAAAGCAAACGGGUCAAGUGACAGCAAGAGCAGUCAAAAUACAAGUGACAAGAAAGCCGUUAGUGGUACAACGAGUAAUGCACCUACGCCGCCGAAAAAUCCAAGGUCACGUAAAAAGUCAUCUCAGCCCUCGAAUAUGAAUACUUUGACAAACGACAGCACGCUAUCUCUAGCUGAGUCACAAAAUUCAAUGAGCGCCAAUGACGGGAAGUAUGACUUGGGGAUGUCUUACAAUGCACCAAUUGGCACAUACUCGCCAAACAAUUUAGAGAGUCUCAAUCCAAACAAUCUAAUCACACACAACAAAAAAAUAGCAAAUAUGAAUUCAUCAACUUCCCGAAAACCAAGAAGAGAUAGCACAUCAUCCAAUAAUUCAUGUUCGAGUAAAUCGUCUUCAAGAUCUGUCGUGCCGAUCUUACCAAAGCCGUCCACGAACACGGGUAAUCCUUCCUCUUUUAGCAUGGGUUUCAGCACAUCAACAAGCGCGGGAAAUAGUGCUGCCUCAUCUCCAAGGGUUGUUGGACCAUCGUUGAAUCCGUCGAGUCCAAUGACUCCUUCACAGAAUGCCUUUUCAACCUCUACAAGCAGGCAAGGUAUCAGUAUACCGAGACAAAAGUUAUCACGCAAUCACUCGUCGUCUUCUUCAUCAUUUAUGGCAGCCUCUCUUCAGCAACUUCAGCAGCAGAACCAACAGAAUCAGCAAAAUUAUCAACCGCAGCAGCUGCAAACUUCCAACGAUUCUAUUGCACAGUCAAACAACUGGAACUUAGCCUCGGCCGGAGCUUCUCCAGCCGUUGCACGUUCGCCUAAGACCGGUUUCGAUUUGUUCAAUAGCCCAAGUAAUUCUCCUGGUGUCCCUUCCGGUAAGAAGUCACAAACGUCGUUGCUAUCUCAGCAAUUACAAAAUUCGAGCAGCUCUCAGGCGAAUCACAAGCCCGAAUCUACUACCAAUGAGAUUACAACCAAUGGCCAGCAUCAGCAUCAGAACUCUAUGACCAAUUCUCCCCAACCGCUCUCAUUGAGGAGAUCGUCGGUUGCUGCCUCUCCACGUAAUAGUUAUGCUGAUUCAGUCAUGCAGCAUCGUGGUCUCUACGACAGCAAUCUCACACUCAGAAGACAGUCCUCACUUGGACUCAGAAGAAAUGCCCACUCCAGAGAUCAGGUAUUGUCGCCCAACGCAGAGCUUAUUGGUGUUGGAAGCACUCAUACCAGCACCGUUAGCACGCCCACCACCUCGGCCACUGUCACAUCAGUGACUGCCACCACUGGAAAUGAUAGAAGUUCUUCGGCUUUAAACAGUGCCAUAUCUGAUGAACUGGACUGGCUGAAAUUCGGAAUGUGA
Molecule: messenger RNA, 2490 nt
Organism: Torulaspora globosa
Lineage: Eukaryota; Fungi; Ascomycota; Saccharomycetes; Saccharomycetales; Saccharomycetaceae
Gene: GLN3
Product: nitrogen-responsive transcriptional regulator GLN3
Exons: 1
Coding region: 1-2490 (829 amino acids)
Biological process (GO): positive regulation of transcription by RNA polymerase II; negative regulation of transcription by RNA polymerase II
Molecular function (GO): DNA-binding transcription factor activity, RNA polymerase II-specific; RNA polymerase II cis-regulatory region sequence-specific DNA binding; zinc ion binding
Source: RefSeq, a predicted model, not a curated record